Molecule: messenger RNA, 527 nt
Organism: Manis javanica (Malayan pangolin)
Lineage: Eukaryota; Metazoa; Chordata; Mammalia; Pholidota; Manidae
Source: RefSeq, a predicted model, not a curated record
CGCUCAGCUGUUGGGGGGCGGGGCCCUUGUUCACCAUGGCGGGUGAGCUUGAGGGCUGCAAACCGCUGAGCGGUCUGCUGAGCGGCCUGGCCCAGGAAGCUUUUCACGGGCACUCAGACAUCACGGAGGAGCUGCUGCGGAGCCAGCUCUAUCCAGACGUGCCGUCCGAGGAGUUCCGCCCCUUUCUGGCGAAGAUGAGGUGGAUUCUUAAGUCUAUUGCAUCUGCAGACAUGGAUUUCAACCAGCUGGAGGCAUUCUUGACUGCUCAAACCAAAAAGCAGGCUGGGAUCACAUCUGACCAAGCUGCUGUUAUUUCCAAAUUCUGGAAGAGCCACAAGACAAAGAUCCGAGAGAGCCUCAUUAACCAGAGCCGCUGGGACAGUGGGCUUAGGGGCCUGAGCUGGAGGGUUGAUGGCAAAUCACAGUCAAGGCACUCAGCUCAGAUACACGUCCCUGUUGCCAUAAUGGAGCUGGAAAUAGGAAAAAGUGGACAGGUGAGUUCAACUUCAAUUAAUUUCACUUUGUAA